AUGUUGUUUCCUCGAAUUUUAAUUCUCUUAACGAGUGUAUCAUUAAUCGAAUGCAAAAGAAAAUACCAAAAAGAAGAUUUAGCAUCACUAAAAGAAGAAGUACGCUCUAUGUUUGACUACGCUUACUCAAGCUACCUAAACUACGCGUAUCCUUAUGACGAGCUUCGAUCCCUCAGCUGUGAUGGUUACGACACUUGGGGAAGUUUCUCCCUGACUUUAAUAGACGCCUUGGACACCCUAGCAGUAAUAGGAAACUUCAGUGAGUUCCGUCGCAUCGCCAACAUCAUCAGCACAAGAAAUAAUUUUGAAGCCAACAUAAAUGUUUCUGUCUUUGAAACAAACAUAAGAGUAGUCGGUGGGCUCUUGAGUGCUCACUUACUGAUAAAAAAGGCCGGAAUGACCCUACCACCCGGAUGGCCAUGCAACGGGCCAUUGUUACGUCUCGCUGAAGACAUGGCGAAGAGAUUAAUCGUAGCUUUUGACACGCCAACCGGGAUGCCUUACGGUACAGUAAAUUUAAAAUACGGCGUUCCAAGUGGAGAAACAACCAUAACAUGUACUGCUGGGAUCGGUACAUUUUUACUCGAAUUCAGUACAUUGUCAAGACUGACCGGUGAUCCUCUGUACGAAGAAGUGGCAAUGAAUGCCGUUAAAGCGCUGCGUUAUUACAGGUCAAAAAUAGGCCUUGUUGGUAAUCACAUUGACAUUCUAACCGGUCAGUGGACAGCACGAGACUCCGGUAUAGGAGCAGGAGUUGAUUCUUACUUUGAAUAUCUAGCCAAAGGGACACUUUUGCUCCAAAAUCCCGUAUUAGCAGAAAUAUUCCAUGAUUACAGAGCAGCGAUUGAAAAAUACAUUCGCAGAGAAGAUUGGCAUCUUUGGGUAUCAAUGACUGAGGGGCAUGUUACUCUUCCUGUGUUUCAAUCUUUAGACGCUUAUUGGCCCGGAGUAUUGAGUCUCUUUGGAGAAACAAAUGAUGCUAUGAAAUCAAUUCAUAAUUACCAUCAAGUUUGGAAGCAGUUUGGUUUCACGCCGGAGUUUUAUAAUAUUGCUCAAGCUGAAGCUGGGACUAAUCGAGAAAGCUAUCCGUUACGUCCAGAACUUAUUGAGUCGGUGAUGUAUCUUUACAGAGCUACCAAAGAUCCUUACUUGAUUCAGGUUGGCGUUGAUAUUCUUAAAAGUUUGCAACACAGUGCAAGGACCAAGUGUGGCUAUGCAACUAUUAAUGAUGUUAGAGAUCACAAAAAGUCUGAUCGGAUGGAAUCUUUUUUUUUGGCUGAAACUACUAAGUAUUUGUAUCUUCUUUUUGAUCCGGAUAAUUUUAUACAUGCCAAUGGACAAACUGGGGAAAUUGUUAAAACUCAGUGGACUGAGUGUGUUGUUGGGGCUGGUGGGUAUAUUUUUAAUACCGAAGCUCAUCCUAUUGAUCCUGGAGCGCUGGCUUGUUGCAAACCUUUUAAAAGUUUCUUCUCGAAAAAAUCUAAUUUGGAAAAACUUACUGACUAUCGGGCUAAAGUUAAGGAGGUUAAAUUGAAAAAUGUAACGAGUGAAGAUAGUUUGGAAGGAAUUUAUAAAAAUGAAAAUUUUAAUAAAAGUAAUAAUAACAAAAAAGAAAGUAAAAAUUUUUCUAGUUUUGGAAAAGCUGUUGUUACUAAUGUUAAUAUUGUUUCGGGGGAUGGAAAUGGUGAAAAUAGUAAAAUUCAGUCAGAAGAUUAUAAUUCGAAAAUUAGUCUUGAUGAAGACUUGAAAAAAAAUGAUUUUAUUGCGCAGUCGUUACUUGAAAGAAUUAGAAGUAAUAAUAUGUACUCUGUUAAUUCUACGUAUGGAGAAGACUAUCAGUUUUUGUCGUGUCAAGCUCAACCUUUUUUGCAGCGGAUAUCAAUCAUUGGGGAAUUUUUUUAG
This is a messenger RNA of Cotesia congregata, 1902 nucleotides long. Lineage: Eukaryota; Metazoa; Arthropoda; Insecta; Hymenoptera; Braconidae. The record is from the annotation of a GenBank genome assembly.